AUGAGGUUUCAGAACUCCACCUCCCAGAGUGCCUUGCCCUUGGCCAUCCAGGAAGGGAACAACUGCCAGCCUAUCCCGACGAGGAGGUGUGGCAGACGGACAGACGGCAGGACGGAUACACGGGUGGGGGCUGUGCUAGGCGGCUCGGCGGCAGGCUGGUGGAAGAUGUCGUCAGGAGCCGGUGGGAGGGGCGGGAGGCGGCUCAGGGGGACGGCAAGCAGCGCAGGUGGAGGAGGCAGAGGAGGGGCCGGUGAGGCGGAGGAAGGCCCCGUGGGGAUCCCGUUCCCUGAGCACAGCGCCGACAUCCUGGGCAGUCUGAACAAGCAGCGGCUCAGCGGCCUGCUGUGCGACGUGCUCCUGGUUGCCGAGGACCGGGAGUUCCCGGCUCACCGCUCCGUCCUGGCGUCCUGCAGCUCCUACUUCCACAAGCUCUUCACUUCGGGGGCCGCCGCAGACCAACAGAACAUCUACAGCAUCGACUUUGUGGCAGCAGAGGCCCUGGGAGCGUUGCUAGACUUUGCCUACACAGCUACAUUGACAGUCAGUCACAGCAGCGUGGCCGACAUCCUCGCUGCUGCACGCCUCUUGGAAGUCCCACCCGUCCAGGACGUCUGUACACACCUGCUGGACACCAAAGUGCUCUCCCCGCCGGCGGGCAGUGAGCGAAGAGCUGACGAUGAAGAUGAGGAGGGGAAGAGCAGAGGAGGCAGUGAGCAGGGGAACCGGGUGCGGGCCCGGGAGUACCUGGAGUACUUCCAGAGAGGGGCGCAAUGGAGCAGCAGCUGCAGCACGCCAGAGCUCAGGGACCUGCCCACACACCUGCACUUUAACCACGGUAAUGGCGGUGUCCCCAGCAACGGGGCCCCCGCUGGCCACGGCGAGUACUACUCCCCCCUGGCCCUCGCCUUGGCCCAGGCCCCCACACAGGAGCCAGAGGACGAGGAUGAGGACGAUGAGGAAGAUGAGGACGGGGAGGCGGUGCAGAGGAACGGUGGGGGUUCAUCUUACUACCCUCCGUCUCAGAAUGGGCACUACUACAUCCCCGCCGAGUCUCGGCUUGGGCAGGAGACAGAGGUGGAGGAGGGAAGCAGGGAGGCGCUGGCGAGGGAGAGGGGUUCUGCCAGCGCCCUCCUGCAGCAGAUGAUGGACUCCAUCGAGAGGCAGAAGGAGCGUGCAACAACUGGGGAGGAACAGGGAGAUGGGGACGACCCCGACAUGGAAUUUUACUUGAAUUACUUUAACAGCACUCAGCAUGAUGAUCCAGCAUCCGGGGCCGUGACUCCGGGAGUGACGCCGCUCUGGUUAUCACGGGGCAGAACAGGAGGAGGAGGAGGAGGAGGAGGUGGUGGUGGGGGCGAGAGGAAGAUGCGCUCUAAGGCCUUCCAGAAAUGCCCCAUAUGCUCCAAGGUCAUUCAAGGAGCAGGCAAGCUACCCCGCCACAUCCGAACGCACACGGGAGAGAAACCUUAUGAAUGCGCCAUCUGCAAAGUGCGCUUUACCAGGCAGGACAAGCUCAAGGUUCAUAUGCGGAAGCAUACAGGAGAGAAGCCUUACCUUUGUACGCAGUGCGGAGCCGCCUUUGCUCACAACUACGACCUGAAGAACCAUAUGCGCGUGCACACCGGCCUGCGCCCCUAUCAGUGCUCAAGCUGCUUUAAGACUUUCGUGCGCUCGGAUCACCUGCAUCGCCACCUCAAGAAGGACGGCUGCAACGGCAUCCCCUCCCGCCGGGGCCGAAAGCCUCGGGUGCGGGAACCGGGGCUCCUCGAUGCACCCCUGGGCCUGCUGAGCCCCGGCUCCGACACGGGCUCUGGUCCUCGUACCAUCAGGGGGCGGCGGCGCUCGGAGGCAUCCUCUGCGGCAGAGGUAGAGGGGACUGCUAGAGGCCACGCACACAGUCCUCAGCUGGAGGAGUUUGCAGGGGAGGCAGGGCCCUGAGACUGCAGGGGGACGACAAGGACACUGCUGGACACCAUAGUCACUCUGCACCGCCUGUGAGACAGGCCAGUGAACAGAGAGGAGAUAAAGACAC
Molecule: messenger RNA, 2032 nt
Organism: Anoplopoma fimbria (sablefish)
Lineage: Eukaryota; Metazoa; Chordata; Actinopteri; Perciformes; Anoplopomatidae
Gene: zbtb7a
Product: zinc finger and BTB domain containing 7a
Exons: 5
Coding region: 1-1938 (645 amino acids)
Biological process (GO): regulation of transcription by RNA polymerase II
Molecular function (GO): RNA polymerase II cis-regulatory region sequence-specific DNA binding; protein binding; DNA-binding transcription factor activity, RNA polymerase II-specific
Source: RefSeq, a predicted model, not a curated record